Messenger RNA from Pantherophis guttatus, 1936 nucleotides. It is a transcript of the gene HVCN1, whose product is annotated as hydrogen voltage gated channel 1. Gene Ontology annotation, biological process: proton transmembrane transport. The record is from RefSeq and is a predicted model, not a curated record. Gene Ontology annotation, cellular component: plasma membrane. NCBI's taxonomy places the organism in Eukaryota, Metazoa, Chordata, Lepidosauria, Squamata, Colubridae. Gene Ontology annotation, molecular function: voltage-gated proton channel activity.
UGAGGUUGUUUGUUGCUAGACAAUAUUGAGGAUAAACCCUUCUGGGCAGCAAAUAGAUAAGGAGGUUUUAAUUCCUGAUCCUGAUUAGAUUAGGACGGAGAGCUUUUGCAUAGCCAUGCAAACCUGUUCUUCUAAUUACGUGGAAGCUGUUUAUGAACAGGACCAUAAACCAGCAUUGAUUGGUAUUUAUUUGGCCACUAUUGGUACCAUAAACAGAGCAGACAUCUGUGCCAACUAGUUCUCUCAACCAGAGCCCGCUCCGGUGGCACUAAAUUGUUUGCACUUUGGGCUAGUUUUAGCAAGUCCUUGCCCCUCCCGGUGGGUCUUCCUUCUGCAGGAGCUUCCCAUGAGUCACGUAGAUGCCAUCUCAGCCAAGGACAAGGAGAACCCUCCUAGCCAUGGUUUGUACCCACAACAAACACAGGGAGUGAUUGCUUUUCUCUAAGAGCAGUGGUUGGCUAACUCAGGGUGGGCUUUCCCCUCCUUCACCCCUCCCGGAGUUUUAUCAGCAGAAAAGAUUGCGCCAGAAAUGUCUUAUGCAAAAUAAGGCAAACAGGAAACGUGGGUGGUUUUUUUUUUUUGGUUCUCUUUUGCCUCUCUUACAAGCCAGCAAAGGUCCUUCUCUAGCACGGCAGACGGGGCUCUCUCUGAGGUGGGCUUUGAGGGGUGCUCGAGUUUUGGAUUGAGGUUCCUUGGCAGAAGAGAGACGGGCUUGGUGGGCGGAGAGAAAGACCUUGGACACGGAAGGUGAUUGACCGAGCCUUUGACUAACCAGGAUCUGCUUCUGCAGCUGUUCUCCGGGGGUGAUGUCCUUUUGAGUGACCACCAUGUCGAUGUAUCUGAAACACUUCACGGUGGUGGGAGAUGACACUGCCCAGUGGAACAACGACUACAAGAAAUGGAAGGAGGAAGAGACAGAAGAGGAAGAAGGGAAGGCACCAGAGGUUGUGGUUAAAGUUGAAUCAGCGCCCAGGCGUCCAACCUUCAGGGAUGUUAUGAAAAGGCUGUUCCAAUCCCACAAGUUCCAGAUCGCGGUGGUUUGCCUGGUGAUCUUGGAUGCUGUGUUGGUGCUGGGAGAGCUGCUUCUGGAUCUGAAGGUCAUUCACCCUGACAAAGAGAAGAUCGCACCAAGGGUCCUUCACUACCUGAGCCUUUCCAUCCUCUCCCUCUUCCUGGUGGAAGUCAGCUUCAAGCUCUUCGCCUACCGCCUGGAGUUCUUCCACCACAAGUUCGAGGUCUUGGACGCCCUGGUGGUCAUCGUCUCCUUCAUCCUGGACAUUGUGGUCCUCUUCCAGGAGCAUCAGUUUGAAGCGCUCGGCCUGCUGAUUCUGCUCAGGCUGUGGCGGGUGGCCAGGAUCAUCAACGGAAUAAUUUUAUCCGUGAAGACCCGCACAGAGCAGCAGAUCUCCAAGCUGAAGCAAGCCAAUUUGCAGCUGAGUACCAAAGUCCAGCAGCUGGAAAGCAGCUGUGCAGAGCAGGAAAUAGAAAUUGAAAGGCUGAACAACCUCUUGAAGCAACAUGGGCUCCUCAACCAGUCCAAAUAAGAUGCCUGACCUAGACCUACGGUGGCCAAAUCUCUUCCUUGGAUUCUGUUCUGGCCCUGAGAAGCUACUUUAUGUUUACAGGGUGACCUUGUAAAUAGAUCCUUUGGCACAUUUAUCAGCGCGGGCUGCUUUCCUCCGGAGCUGAUGCCCUUCAGAUAGAGUGGACGCUGCCUUCCGCCAUCCUCCCAAUUGUGCACAGCGGGGGGGGGGGGGGGUUGGUUGGAGGGCACCCAGCUGAGACUCGGCUGGCCUAGAUCUCUUUUGGAGACCCGGAGUGGUAGAACAGCUCCAGCACUCUCAAAUGAGCUAUGCCAUUCUUUCUUGUACAGCUGUACAGUUUCCCAAGACUUAGUGGAAAUAAUAAUGUAAUAAAUUCCAAUCCAUAUUCGGAA